Molecule: messenger RNA, 652 nt
Organism: Panicum virgatum (switchgrass)
Lineage: Eukaryota; Viridiplantae; Streptophyta; Magnoliopsida; Poales; Poaceae
Exons: 3
Coding region: 124-639 (171 amino acids)
Molecular function (GO): zinc ion binding
Source: RefSeq, a predicted model, not a curated record
GUUAUUUCGGUCGCUUUGUUGAAUCCUCGGCUUCUCCACGGCUCCACCAUCUUUUUUUUUUGAGGAACUCCACCAUCUGCUGAUCUGCAUGUGUGCAUUACGUUUGUUUGGAGGCUAGCUAGCAUGGGCCGCUCGGGGCUCAACACCAAGGCAUCCUCAGGAUCCACCUACAUUCCAUGGAAUAAGGUGACGGAAACAGUCCCCCAAGGAGUCCAGGUGCUUAUGUGUUUUUGUGGAUCUUUGUGCAAACUAAUGAAAUCAAGGGUUUUGGGGGACGACUUUGGCAAGAGAUUCUUCAUGUGCGAGAAUUACGAGUACGACCCGCCCAAGCAUUACGGCAAGGACCGAGCAAAGACUCCACCGCCUCUAUGUGAUUUCGUGCAGUGGUUAGACACCGAGCAAUCUCAGCAGGAUAAGGACCACGUGGAGCGUCAAGUAAGGUGGGCUGCACAAAGGUGGCAACGAAUGCUGCAUGAAGAACAGAUGGAGGAGAAGCGCAAGAAAACCAGAAAAAGAUUCAAAAGAACAGAUAAUAGCAUUACGGAUGCUAUUAUCUUGAUUUUCUUUUCUGCAAUCCCAUCUGGUCAACCAUUAACAGACCAUCAAGCAAAACACAGAACAAUUCAAAUAAAGCUUUGAAAAUAUCGAUAUA